Molecule: messenger RNA, 13095 nt
Organism: Pocillopora meandrina
Lineage: Eukaryota; Metazoa; Cnidaria; Anthozoa; Scleractinia; Pocilloporidae
Source: the annotation of a GenBank genome assembly
AGAGGAUUCGCAGCAAAGGAGCCGUUGACUUUUUGGCAACCAAACGUUGAAAAAUAAGUUUCUCAUUGCAAAAAAAAAUGAACUGCGAUCGAAAACCAGUAGGAUAGUAGCUCGAUUUGCUGUGGAUAACGAUGGAUGACAUUUCUCUGAGGAAACGACAGCUGGACGACAAACUAGCUCAGGUAUUUCCCUGGGGUAAUUUUCACUACUGGUGGCUGGCAGGAAAUUAAACCCAACAUGGGUAUUUCUGUGCGUCUAACUCGACUUUCUGAACAUUUAUUCGUUUCUCUACACUUAAGUUAAUUUUUGUGGCGUAAAAUAAAAAAAGGAGAUAUCGCCCAUGUAAAAUUCGCUCUAAUCAGUAUGUUGUCAGUUAAUUAGUACAGCCCCACGUUUAUCGAUUAAAAUUCUUUGAUAAUUCGCAAAAUGAUUUGCUGGUAAUUAAUAAUCAUCUUAAUUUUUUUCACUUUUGUAUUUUGAAGAGUACUGAGAACCAUCUUGCAUUUAUCGCACGUAAUUUUUCAAUAUUGCUUUUCCAUAAACAACACUCUGUCUCUAAUUCUUCAUAGCUCGCAGGUUAUUCCUGUACGUUUGCUUGUGCAGGGUUAGCAUGAUGAUACCAUUUUAGCUAUUAAAUUCUAGGAGUAAAGAGUGCCAAAAGCUUUGGAAAGAUAGGUUAUAUGAACAAGAAAAGAAGGUAUCAAGUCUCUUUUACAAAUUUUCUUUCAUUUCAGGAGAAAAACAUCUUGGCUUUUCUCAAAGACAGCUUGGAAAAGACUGAUCAAAUUACAGGGAACAUGGUGAGUACAAUUCCACUUUUGAUUCCAUGUUGCUAACUUUUCUUAUUCAGACAAUUGACAAUGAUAAUGAGUCAACUUAUAAAAAAACAAAAACAUGACUGUCCCACAGAGGUUGUUUGCCUCAGAGCUCAACACACAGACUGUUCAUGCUUAUGACUUCUAUCAAGAGUUUUAUUCAUGAUUCUGGCCAGUGGUUUGGGGGAUACCCCUGGUAAUAUAUGUAAUACUCACCCUGGGGAGGAUGAUACAAAAAAUGUUAUGUGAUGUUAUAAAUUAAACAAUUAUUGUCCUGGUAUCUGGUGAGAGACCCUCUUAAUGUUAAGUGCUAAUAUUCUCAUCAGUAUUCAAGGGCAUGCAGUGAAAAACAGUGCUUACUCAAAGGAUAUUUUAUGCAUACCUAGUUGGGAUAUUUUUCCUGUCAUGAGGGUGAAAAUCUAUUACCGUUUUACUUGUUUGUAUUUAUAGCUUGAUAUCUUGUCCAAGUUUGAGGUGCGCAUACAUAAACUGGAAGACACCAUUGUUCCUGUUCAUCGGGAAACUGAUGACUUGCAAAGAAGACAAGCUAGUAUCCUUAAAAAGCACAAAACCACUCAUUAGACAAAUAAAACUAAGAAUAAUAUCUCAAGUCAUUGUAUGCCAUGUUCUGAAAUAAAUGUUUGUAGUAUUUUGAGUGAGUGCUUGUACAUUGAAAGUGAUCAAUUAUGGCAUAAAAUGAUGCUUUUGUGAUACACCCAUUCUGUGCAACCUGUAGUCAGUGGUCAACUUUAUUUAGCAGUCACCCUACCAUUCCUUGUGGAUGAUUGCUUAGUACAGGUUCAACUGUACUUUUAAUUAUGAACUUACUCAAUAGGCAUUUUCAGCCUCUCCUUCAGACAUUUCUAAGAAAUUAAGAUACGGAGAAAUUCCUCUCUGGGAGAGAGGCUAGCAAUUUUAAGGCAUCAACAGGUUUUUGAACAUUUUUAGUGUGCAGAUGUGUUUCAUUAAAUUUGUUUAUUAAUUUAAAUUGUAAUGAAACAGGAAAGCACACCAAAAAGAUAUUAUGGUAUACUAUGUACAAGUAAACAACAAACAAACUUUAACUGGAAGUCCAUCCAACAGAAGGAGGCUUACAUGCUGUUUUAAGCAGACCUAGAGCAAAGCUCGGUUUCAUUAAAUUGUUAUGUAACAUUAAACUUCUUAACCAUUCCCAGAUAUUGAUAAAUGUUUGUCGGCAUUGGAUCAUGUGAUUAGUUAUCACCAUGUCUCUGCUAGUGUGGAACAUGUCAUCAGAGAUUCGUAAGUAUUAAUGGUACAAGUGCACAUUUUCAAACAGGGCAAACGUAGGAGAUUUCCCUAGGCCUUUAACUUCUGUGAAUGACCAAGAGAAGAUUUCUCCCCACAAUAUCAAGACAAUACCAAGCAGAUAUUUAAUGGUGUGAAUGAAGAAAAAUAUCAAUUAGGUGAUAUAAGUUGAUUCAAUACCAAAUUCUCAGAACUAACAUUAUAAGAAAUGUGUAGCAGAAAGUAAGAAGAAUUACUAAUUAAUAAAUGUCGUCCUGGGAGUGAAAUGAUCGGUUAAAACAGUUAUAAUUGCUGUAACACUUAUUAUUGUAAUGCUGUUUUUCCUCCAGCCCCACUGGUCAACUUGAAGCUUACAUUAAAAAUCUUGAAAGAGUGCUAGAUGCAAUUGAGUUCUUUAAUCACAACAAUCCUAAUUGCAUGGAACUCUCUAGCCUGGUAUGUAUACUGAGUUGUUUUUGCAAAACUGUACCUUGCUAUAAGCUCAAUGAUUUCCAAAGUGGCCUUAUAAAAGGUGGCCAAAAGGGAUAAGGUGGUGGCCACCAAGAUUAAAGUAGUCUCAUAAUGUAUGAAAGAAAUUUUUUUAGUCACUGUUGGUAAAGUGAGUCAUUUCUUUGCAGACUGCUCUGCGUGAUUAUGGACGUGACUCACUAGAGAAAGAAUUCCGCCUGAUGUUAAACAGGCACAGUAAACCUGUUCCUGUGGAGAUGAUUGUGGAACUGGUGGAGAGUGAGACAGGUUGCUUUUCAGUUAUAAUUUUUACCAUUUAGUUGUCCCUGUGUAAACCGGAUAUACUUGUUGUAGUUUAUCACAAGUAUUGGCUCAAAAUGAUUUCAAUUAAAUUUAAUUCAACUUGGUCUUUGGUUUUUAGGUUUUUUACGGCAACCCUUAAACCAAAUGAGAAACAAAUCAGACUUGUUUGAAAUCAUUCUAAUAUGAAAUAUUUUUUUAAACAUGAACAACACACUGGACAAAAAUAGUAUACUUUAAGUCUUGUCAAAAUGUAUCAGCUUAGCAAAAUAGAGAUCAAAAGCUUAGAGAACUUCAAACUUUAAUGGUAAUAUAUCACUUUCUAUUAUAUUGGCUUUCCCUCCUUUUCAAUUUAUAUUUUUUACUCACAGAGUGUUAUUGAUGAAUUGGGCUUUCCUUUAAGCCAUCUUAAUCUAAACAUUUAUUUUUUUCCAUUUUUCUCUAAAGAAAACUCAAAGGAAAAUGUCAAGCUAGAGCAUUUAUCAGGUUUGUAACCAACCUUCUUAUUAUUAUUUUAAUUGUAAUUAUUAUUAUUAUUAUUAUUAUUAUUGUUAUUUAAGUUCAAAUGAAUAUGGCAGACUGGAAGCUGUAGAGGUCUACAGUAAUGUCAGAUAGCAAGCAUGGAGUGCAUGUCAACUGUGUUGACUUAGGUCACAACUGAAGUCAUGUGAGGGUAAUUUAAUAUUAUCAACAGUAUUAUCAUGGUUAAGAGUUUCAAAGUUGACGUUUCAAGCAUCAGCCCUUCGCAUUCACUCCAACAAAUGGCUAACACUCAAAAUGUCAGCGUUGAAACUCUUCACGGUGGCCAAUUUAUAUUAUCAACUCGGUUGAUAAUACCAAAUAACCUUGUUACAUUACCCUCCCAUCAACACAGCACGACAGUAAUGUUUCUUUAGAAACCUAUUCCCUCCGUUCAUAAAGCCAUCUAUUACUUUAUCAGUGGUCAGAUCUGUGUUAAUGUUCUGUCUCUUCUUUUACAGAGAAAGUUUUGGAAGACUUAUGUACCAUAACCCACUGGCUGAAUGGACCUGGAUAUGAUGAAACUGUGGGUAAGAAAACGGAAUUUACUCUGUGGAGCUUUAUCCUUUACUGUUAUUUUCUAGAAAUUUGUUUAUUUAAAUACUUUUAAUAUAUUUUUAGUUUUUUUCUGUAAUAACAUGCAAACUUGCACUGACCAUUGGACUACUGGACAAAGCCGUGGCGUUGGUGUGCCCACAGUACAAUUGACCACUCGUGCUAAAAGUAGCACCUUGUACAGUUGUACAGUUGUAUGGUCGUACAUCCAAAUUUUUUUGGCUUGACGGGUUACUACUAUUUUGUAUAAUUAUGAGGCUACACAAGCUCCACUAUUAGGAUUUUAAAACCACUUCCCCAAUAGAACUUAACGUUUUGUUUGUCCUUCAGAUUUUAUGAGUGUCUAUGCCCAAAUCAGAUCUAAUUCCCUUGUGCGAUCUCUACAGGGGUAAGUCAUUCUAGUUGCAAAGAAAAGUUUGUUAUAUGUUUGAGCUGCAUUUAGAAAUCUUCCUUUCAACCCCAGUUAACCCCUUAGAAUGACUAGCAUCUAAUUUCUCCUUACAAUAUCACCCCUGAAUCAAACAUUAGGGUCACAAGAAAAAAGGAAAUGAUCAUUAACUAAAAGAGCUCAUGAUUGUCAAACAAAUUCUCCUUGUCAGCUCCUUAGGAAAUUUAUAGAAAACAGUAUGGAGAAUAUGCAUACUGAUGUUAGGGUGGAAAGAGAUAAAGAUUUGUAUGUCAACUGGCAUUUUUUUUUUGUUCCUUUUCAGGUUAAAAGAUGUAAGUACAGUUUCUUUCAUUUAAAAGAGAAGAAUGUGAAGUUAACUGCAUAUUAAGUCAUGGUGAUCUGCAUUAAAAACAUGUAUUUUACUCAGAGAAAGUAUUGUAACUAUUUAUCUUUCAUUUGCAUUCAAACUAACGAGACGUUUCCUUCCUAAAACUCAGUAAAUCUUCCUUUUCUAUUUUUUAUCAUCAACAGAAUGCCAACCAUUGUUUGUGUGAUACCUGUACUUAAAAAUGUAAAGUUGUUCAUGACUUUUAAUUGUUUUCUUUUUGAAAAGUAAACAAUGCUUUGUAUUUGGUCUUUUUGAUUUUAUGUAGUGUUAUGGCAGCAAGAUGAAGUCUGCUCCAGGUUGGUAUCAGUCAGUUUAAUUGUACAAAUUGUAUACUUACCCUCUCUGCCCAGGAAUAUAAUUGAACCUGGGUAUACUUUUAGAGAAACUUGACUUAGAAUUGUGGGGUAACCUGCCAUUGACCUUCCCUCCUCCACUCCCCUCUUCAUAGGGGUAGCCAUGGUCCAAGUCACUUGAUGAUACAGAGAAAAAAAUAAGUUCCCUGACCUAUCUUCAGUAGUCCCAUGUGCAGGCACUACCUCACCUGCAGUAGAAGCAAGGUAGCCCGCGUGUAGCUGUACCCCCUUCUGAUGCUCGUUGGGGGAGAGGGUACACCUACACACAGGCUACAGCAAGGAGAUUCAGAACUUUACUGAAGGACAGUUCUGGUCUUUUCUUUUAUUUUCCCCAAAACACUAAAUACUAGAGAGUCUUUGUUAUAAGCAAUGCCUUUGUUGGUUUAUUGUUGUUACUUAUAUGGUUGUAAGGGAUUUGUAAUUUUUUCAAACAAUAUGUGACUCAAUGAAUUAACUGUACAACUCUGAAUUUGUUUCUUUUAUCAUUGACAGGUGGUAUAACCACACCCACCAGAAAGGGAACAGCUAAAAGAAGAGAGUAUGCUGAUAUUAGUUAAUUUUCACUUCUGAUAACUUAACUUUCAAUUAUAUAGGUCUCCAACUUGGAUUUUUACGAAGUAACUUGAAUUACCAAAACAGUACAUGCAAAUUUAACGAUCUAAUGGUUCCAUAGUAUGUAUGCUCAAAAUGAUGGAAACUUCACAAUCACAAUUUGCCCACAAACAAAUUUACCCAACUAUACUCACUGUUACUAAUCUUUAUUCAAAAUGGCAAAAUAAAAUAGUUCUUGCUUAAAAAAAAAAAAGGAAGAGGUAGAAAGAUUUAGAUCCCAUCUCCUCAUUCUGGUACAUCUGAGGGUUAAAUUGUUGUUGGAAAAAGAUAGGACCGAGGAGAGUACAAUUCAGGAAGUUACUGGGGGAGUAAUUUCAGACUGCUUCAGUCCAUGUGCCUUGUCUUGAAUUACAAGGUAAAAUCUGUUCUCUACUUCCUGACAAAAAGUUAUUUCAAUUUAUUUUUUCAGAGGCUUGCGUCGUGUUCCGUCAAAGUCAGAACAUCAUGGUAAACGUUUUUAUGAUUAUUUUUCACGAUUUUCUUUGAAAGGAGGUGUUUUUUCCAUUGAAAUAAAUAUUUGAUAGCUUGUCAUUAAGGAACUUAGCUUGCUUUUGAGCAAUGAGAAGGAUAUCAGUUGAUGUGCUCUUAUUGUAUGAUUUAAGGUGACUUUUAUUCUCGUUCAAAUUCUGUCAGGUCUUCCUCGUCGUACCUCAGCCAUCCCAACAGAGGUUGGAGCUUCCAAAGAAGAAGAAGAGUAAGUUUAAUUUAACCUUUGAAGUAUCAAUUAUCAAUGGUGAAAGACACGCCCGUUUGAAACUCCUGCCGUAUCACGGCAAAACUUAUUCUAAUAUCGCGAAAGUAAGUUAAUUUAUUUUAUUGUUUCACUUCUUUAAGGGAAAUUGAUGCUGCAAACUACAUUGUGUUUUGUAAAUCUUUGCUGAGACUCAUACAGGUCAGUAGUUGGAUUAGAAAUUGCAAAAAGUGCGGUGUGGUCUGAAGUAAGAUAAAAGGGUCGUCAAGUAUCCAAGGCGAAACAGGAGAAGAUUUGUUGGGUUCGAUUCUUAAUCCCACUGAGGAUUUUACAGUUAUUGUGACUCUUUUAAGAAGAAAUGGUAUAAUUUGGUCAAUAUUGCAAGUCAACACAAACUCUAGAAAUUUUGAGGGUAUCUUUUACCCGUAAAAGAAACGUUGUCUAGUCUGUUUGUGCAGCAAGAGAUGUUAUCUCUAAUGUUAGUGUUUUUGUUUUUUGUUGUAUCCAUACUGUCUUGUUAGAGUGAACGAGAGCUAAUGAAGAGCAUCAUUCCCGAGCAGAGUCAAAGCACCACUUUUGAUACACUUAUUCAGGCCGCUAUGGAGGAUUUCAUUGCCGAAGGGGAGGUAAGUGAUCCCCAUGUUAUCACGCGACAGUUUUUUGUAAUAUUCUUUUGCAAUUCCUCUUCGUGUAGUAACAUUUAAACACAACGAAUCUUGGUCUUAAUUAUUAAAAAUCAGUCGAAACGCGCAUUCCUCUCGUACGUUGGUACCGAUUUUACCUUUACAUCAGCGCUUGUAGUCUGUGGCGUUUUUUUCCUUCGCAGCCAUAGGCAUGUUUUCCCGCACUUGGAUUUGCUUGCAUGUUUUCUGGCGCUUAGAUACGAUUGCAUUUUUUCCCGCGCUUGGAGCCAGUUGCAUGUUUCUUAGAACUUGGAGCUAAUUACAUGUUUUCAAAGACAAACCUGUCCGUCAUAUCAUUGAUGAACGCGCAACAAAGCUUUUUAAACAUUAAUUUUUUUCUCUUUCAGUCCAUCAUAAGUAUCCUGAAGCGACAUUUUGGCAAGCACAACUACUCCGCCAUUCAGCAGGUGUUUCCAAUACUUAAGGAAUUCAAUGCCAUUCAACCUGAUUUCUACGUCACACUGCAGGUACGAUGAUAUUUAUUUCAAUGUACUGCUGAUGUUGUUUUAGUUUGUUUUCCUGUGGAGAUAAAGUCGAUAAAAGGACAAGUCCUAGCCGCUCGGCUCUCUCUAGAGACACGACAGAAUCUUUCAAAACAGAUCUUGUUUUCUCGUUUUACAAGAUAUGGAUUCAUUUUCCUUGCAGGAGACAUUUCACAGAACCCAAAAACAGUUCCCAACUCUAAUUCAUGAAUUGGAGUCCCUGGUAAGUCAUUUCAGCGAAUAACGUAAUGAGUCCAUUCAUUCUAAGCUUCAACAUCCCCUGGGUAAUUCCCCAGGCAUUUGAACUUUUGAAGAUUGGUCUGUUAAAAUUCCUGCCCCACGGGAAAACAUUUUGUUCAAAUGCCCCGCCGCUAAAAGGAAACACCAGCGACCAUAACUUUCUACCCAUUGACCAAGCUUAAAACCCAGACCUUGUAGACCUUUCUUGUAAGCCAUUCUCUUGCUAAAGUCAGCUAUUUACCUUAAAGACAUAUAAGACUUGUAUUCCGCUGGAAAGACUUGAAACUUCUGGUUCAAAUUGCCCACCUCAGCCAGGCGGGGUUCGAAUUCCCCAUCCCCGGGCUCAGACGACGGUCAAAUGCCCCUGGGUUUCUGGGGAGGGGGAUGUUGAAACUUCAAACUGAUUGAUGAGCAGACAGGUUUACCUCACAAGACACUUCUUAAAAAAAGAAAGGGAACCAAAAUACAAACCACUUAAGAUAUACUUAUUAUGAAACUUCAUUUACUUAUUGUUAGCAUUGUUGGGUAAUCUUGGACGGUUUCAUCGAAAAACAACUUUGUAUUGACAUGAAAUUAAAGCUGCUGCACAUAUUUAAAAGAUAACCCAUUUUUUUUUGUUUUGUUUCAUAGUCUGCCAAGGCCUUGGACGAUUUUAAGGAGGGCAUUAAGGUGAAAAUGAAGUUAUCUUUAACGUAAUUUUGGGCUUGUAAGAAUUUUGUUAUUGUCUCGUUUAUCUGCCUUGGCAACGAUGUGUGUUGUUCUUGAAGAAAUUACAGUUUCCGCUCAUAAAAGAUGGGCAUAACCUUUCUCCUAGAACACCUUAAAUUACCUUAGGCGCUCUUAUGGUUUUAUUCGAUGCCCUUCGUUUAAAAAGUCACCCUUAUAAGGUAGACUUAAAUCGUAUGUUUUAUUCAUAAAAUUAUCUUGAAUUUUCAUUUCAGCAAAAUCCUGACAAACAUUCUAACAUGCCAAGCGAUGGAACAGUUCAUGAACUCACUAGAAACGUAUGUUUUAUCAUGUUAUGAACCUUUCUUUUUAGUUAGGCAGUAAUGCCGUAUAAGACAAGAAAGUGAUUAAGCUAUCGGAGUGCUGGUCUCACGUAGUACAGUUCUAUGAUGUCCAGCAAAUAUGGAUUGUUUCAAUAUUCUUAUCAGCACUACUCCUGAACGGUACGACAAAGUCAAAUCAGGACACUUGACAUACUUUGCACUUUCCUCUGUCUCACCGUUUCAUUUGUUUUUAGACACUUAUUUUCAUGGAACAGCUCCUACCCUACACUGAAACAGUAGGAAGCAUGUUGGUAACUAUGCAAGGUAAGAGUUAGCUAACGUGACAGGCGCGAUAUCGUGCGGUAAAUGUGCGAAGAUGGUCAUACAUGCGCGCGUGAUGCCUCGCUCAUUGGCGCCUGGUUAAAUCGUGUACCUGCGAUGCGGAAAGAGUUCCAUCUACUCGCUCCAUCAGUUAGUUUAUAUUGAUACAUAUGUUCCUGCCGUACUGUUAGCACAUUUACAAAUGCAGACUUAUGGAAAUCGCAAAGUACUGCGGCAAAGAUCAGAAAUACAUGUAUGGUCUGACCGCACUGAAACGCUGCCUUCUCUAGGUUCCUCUGUUGAUUACGUUUUAUAUUGCAGAGGACCAGAGCGGAAAUUUCUUCACAAGAGAAAGAGAACUCUUCGUAAAGGUUGUCUCUGAAUACAUUCGUGAGUAUCAAGUUGUCUUCACUUCGUGUAUUUUUUACAAAUUUUACACUUCUGUUUUCAAGUGAUUUAGGAACUCACUUCAUCACUUACUCAGUUAGAAGCAAAUACGAACCUUACACAAAAGUGAAAAAUAUUUUUAGAGGGAAAGUGUUGUUCAGUAGAUACAGUUCGAAUAACCUGUAUGGGUACAAAUUGUAGUACAUAAACUAUUCCCUUUACACCUAUCUGUCUUUUGUAGAACGUGUACUUGGGGCACUGGGUCUGAAUCUUGAGCUCAAGGCAACAGUGUACGAGGCACCAACGCUUAGUUCUCUCUUCCUGCUGAAUAAUUACAAUUACAUAGUAAAAGCCUUACAAAGGUAAGAGGGGCGACUAUAUUGAGACAAUUCUUUGGGUAAAAUAGCUAAGUGGCAUCAAUGGUUUGAUUCAUGACCCUUGAAAAAUAAGCAUUGGAAGUCGUAUGCAGAGUUAUAAGCUUAAGGGAAUCACCAUAUGCGCGCGCUAUGGUAGACGAAACCAGAAUAUGGUUUUUUUUUUGUCAAGACAGCUAUGCGUCUGAAGCCUUGUUGAUUGAAGGCAACGUGAAAUUAUUCUGCGCAUGCUUAGUCAGUAUUUAUUUUUUGCCUUUGGAGUGAAUGAAACAGGAUUGUCUGAGCCGCAAACAGAGGCGGCGAAAUAAACCUUUCAAAGUUCUAGUGGCCUUACAAGACGGGGCUUCGAAUGUAAGCACUGCGAUCGUUUUAUUACUGAGCUCCUGAAAAUCCUGACAGCUGUUAAAUUUAUGACAAUUCUGAGAAUCAGAACCCCUGUUCAUGACAUGGGUUAGCUAAGAAAAACGCGGGUUUUCUGAGCGAAUUACCAUAGAUUACUACAAAACUGUUUUUUUUAAUUUUCAAAUUUCUCUCUGUGUUGUAAAAUUGAGAGUCAUUGUCGCCGAAACUUUCAUCUUGUCGCCUGUAGGUCAGGUCUCCUCACUCUUCUUCAGGAAGGUGGAAUUACAGGGGUUGAAGAUCAAUACCAGCAGUUGAUCGCUGAGCAUAAAGAAACCUAUCAGAAGUGGUAUUACAUUAAAUAUAUCCGAGUCACGAUUGGUUGUUUGAUUUGGCUAUCUAACGGACAAUGAAAAUACUGACUGAUUGCCGGACUGGCUAAUUGACUGACUGACUGACCAACUCACUGCCUAACUGUCGAAAGGAUUGACUGAUUGAUUGACUAACAAACUAGCUGACUAACUGAUGGAUUGACGGAUGGACCGAGUGAAUGACUGAUGACUGUCUGACUGACUGACGGAGGGGCCGACUGACUGAUUGUCUGACUGACGGACUGAUAACUUACUAACUGACAGAAGGACUGGCCAACGGGCUGCUUGACUGAUUGACUCCUUGACUGACUAACUGACUGAAAAAUUCGAUGACUGACUUAAUUUUAAAUUGAUGACUGUCUGACUGAUAUACAAAUGACUGACUGACUGAAUUCACUGACUGUCUGACUGACAGACUAGCUCUAAGCCGUUGUUUGCUUAAUAUUAAGAUUGAUUCAAAUGUUUGUUAUUCUUUAGCUGGAAUAAAGUCCUUACUGUUUUAAUGGAAGUGGAGAAACCAAUGUCAGGUCAUAAAGGAAAUGAUCCACAGGCCAAGGUAAGUUUAAAAGAACCAGGACAUUUAAGGAUAUUUAUUUUGUCGUAACUGCGGCGAGAAAGGAUUAUGUAGGUUGCCGCACUGUUGACUCCCGCUACUUGCAAGACAUUUUUGUUUCACCUCGUUUGGUUUGUUCAUUUGUUUUUUCAUAACUUUACUCUGAAAACUCGGCCCUCUUUUAUCAGAGUUUUACUAGUCAAACUGCUGUCUACAAUAUUUGUUGUUUUAUUCCUAGUAAAACAAGUCUUAAAAAAUUACCUACGUGAUUUUAUUCUCUGAGGCCUUCACGUAAACAUGAACUUGUUACUUUCAUAUUUCAUACGCAACCUUACCUUUAUUCUCUCUUCCUGUGUAGCUGAAAGAUAAACAGCGACAAAUGAUAAAGGAUAAGUUUAAGGUAAACAUUGAUAAAAGUGAGUUUAUGAAAGCAUGCUCUUCCCUUCCCACCCCUCCCCCACCCUCCCCCAACUCUUUCCUCCCAAGUCGAGUAUUGCCUUUGUAUUGGUGACUUUAUAAUAGUCGACUACAUUCUUUUUUUGUUUUGUUUUGCUUUGUUUGUAUGUUUGUUUUUUUUUUUGGGGGGGGAGGGAGGGAGGGAGGGAGGGGAGGGGGGGGUAGUGGUAAGAACGACUGGGUUGUUCACAUCGUGUUUUUAGUUCUAAUCCUUGCCGAUGGGGGGGGUUGGCAAGCACUCAAAUAGGGUCUACAAAUGUCAUUACCAAGAAAAUGCCCGUUUUUGUUCUUCUAGGGUUUUAAUACAGAAUUUGAAGAGCUUUAUCAGAUACAGAAAACCUAUGCAGUCCCUGAUACACAGCUUCGAGAUCAACUGCGGGGUGAAAAUGUGAACCUUAUUCUACCCCUCUACUCUUCAUUUCGACAAAAGUAAGUAGUGACUUGAAAUCAGUAUUUCUUAGCUUUUUCAGACUCUAGCUUUGAAAAUGCAAAACAUAUCUGUGGUUUCUGAAUUAAUGUUGGACUCACCUGGUGAAGAUUCUUGGAUGUGCCCUUGGUGAUUAGGGUGCGUCAGUUCUACGAAGAAAUUCUCUUAUAUGUACUACUUAGGGGAAAGUGACUCAGUUAUCUGUUGAAGGAAGUCCUGGGAAUGAAGUCUUUAAUGAUAAGGCAUCGCACAAUUUUGUUCGAUUGUUUUAAUAGCUUAGAUAAUAACUAAGUUGCUCCCUUCCCAAGGAACUUCACCAGUAAAUCUCGCUGGUCAUAAGAGGGUUAUGAGAAGUGCAUGGUUACUUGCACUAGUUCACAGACCUUCAUUAUCGGUGCUGCAGGACCCGCGUUUCUCCGCCCGCGGGAAGGUUUAAAGACGAGUCGGGAGAGGUUUGCCAGGGGUCUGGCCCUAAUAAUGCUGGAACCCCUUGCAGAAAUUUCGCCCGCGUUGCUCAAGGUCACAUACUUUUUCCUGCAGGCGAAGAAACGCUCAUCCUGAAGCACUAAUGCUAAGGGCUUACUCACAGGCUACACUUUAUUUCUAAUGCCAUGUUGAUUCGGUUGAAUUUGAUUCUUUUUCUUCUGUAGAUUUGCUAAUUUACCCUUUACAAAGAAUCCUGAAAAGUACAUCAAAUACUCUGUGGAGGCUGUAGAAGUCAUGAUGAAAAAGUUCUUUGAUGUCUCGGCAUAACUAUCGUCAUGUUGCUCGUAUUCAAUACCAAACAUUGAUGGUGUUCUGUUGUUUUGAUUCUUUUAAUUCAAGUUAAUGGCAUUUAUCGUUGCUAAAGUACAUUUAAAAGACAAACUUUGUUGUUCGUAACAUUUUGUAAAGUCAUUUUUCCAGCUGUCAUGCGAAAACUAACCCAAAAAUACAUCCCUAAUGUACUAAAAAAAACAGAGGAAAAAUAUAUCACUUUGUGAAAUGAAUACUAAUGAAUACUGAUAUAAACAUUGAAAGCAGGUUCUAUAAUAAAUCAUAAUUAACAGGUUAUUCAGGCUGCCUUUCCCACUUCACUGAAUUUCAUUAGCCCUGUAACCCUCAAGAUCUGAAUAUUGAUUCUUCCCUUUAGCUGCUAC